CGACUACCGUACCACCACACACCUCGACAACAACGAUGGCGUCGCAGCAACGAGACACUUCGCCCUCAGGCUCCUCUUCCUCUUCCGGCUCAUCAGCCAGUGGAUCCGCCUCCCCACCUCCUCCAUCCGCGACGCCCUCCUCCUCCCGCCCCCGCAAAUCCCAGUCCUCUGCAACGCACGAAUACGAACCGCCUGAGGGAUACUCACUUUCCGAUCUGUCGGGCAGCGCAUUGCAGCACGAUGCUCUCGCAAACGGUGACAAGCAGGUGUGGCUCUUCAAGCUCCCCGAAGGAGUGAACGCGGCGGAUCUAGAUGGGCUGAAGCUCAAUGUUGGAAAGAAGACGAGGGCGGCUUCGCUGCGAAACAAGGAGGAUGCGUACCGAUUGGUAGAGGCAAAGGGAUCUUCUCCGGCGUCGCAAGAUGCACGCAAUGCUCAGGCGGGGCACUUGGAGGGUAAAGCGAAGCGGGAAGGGAAGAAGAGCCAGCUCGUGGACCAAGAGGAGGACGACGAUGGAGCAGCCGCUUCGUCUAGCACAGUCGCGCCGGGGGCGUACCUCUACCUCCCUACUGGGCCACGCAGCGUCGGGCAAUUGCGACAGAGCAAGAUGCCGAUUGCAAGACGAUUUGAGCUCUUGCUGGACGUGAGCGCACCCGCUGCCAGCACGGCUGAUGAGCAGGAAACGUCCUCUUCCAAGAAGACGAAGACGAACGGCGCCCAAACCCCUGCGGAAGCCCGCAUGGCCAGCAUUGAAAAGCAUCGUCGCCUCAAAGGCUACUUUGCGCCCGUUGGGGCAAUGUACGAUGUUGCCGCCGCAGAAGCCGGGCCGCAAGCCGCAAGCGCAACGACGACAGCCACUUCGACGCCUGCCAAGAAGGACAAGAAGCGCAAGAAGGGCGAGGUAGAGGCCGCCGAGAAGGAGGCAGCGGCGGCUGGAGUGGCACCAGCAGCUUCGCCGUCUCCGCGAAAGGACAAGAAGGUCAAGAAGGAGGAAGCGGGGGACAAGGCGAGCAAGAAGGAAGCAAAGGCAGAGAAGAAGGAGAAGAAGAAGGAAAAGAAGGAAGCAAAGGCGUAGAAGGGCGAGAGCAUUGCAUGCACUGCAGUCUAAUUGCAAUCCAGCUAGGUGACAUCGACAAAUACCGAGCAGCUCUACCUUUACAUCCUUUGAGCGCGUCUAGGCCUGAAACAACUCGCCCAGCUGCUGGAUCGUAUCCUCCGGGCUCGUCACCGUAUGCCCUUUCGUCCUCUGAUCCUCAAAGAUCUCGUAGUCGUUGCCGCCUUUGUACGUCUUGUCGCCGAAGAAGUGAAUCGUUUGGAAACCGUCGUCCUUGAUGUGGUUGAGGGCGUACGUCUUGUCCCAUCCGACAGGGAAGACGUCGAAUGAGAUCUGCCCGCCGAUGCUGUAUGUGAGG
Molecule: messenger RNA, 1410 nt
Organism: Jaminaea rosea
Lineage: Eukaryota; Fungi; Basidiomycota; Exobasidiomycetes; Microstromatales
Exons: 1
Coding region: 36-1073 (345 amino acids)
Source: RefSeq, a predicted model, not a curated record